CCGCCUCCUAUAUGCUAGUGAUUCUUGUCCUCCCUCCCACCCAUAUGGUCUCAGAUUUAGAGGUGCUGAUCCUCAUCCCAGCCACUUUACACCUGGCUCCUAACCGUCCCGUGAGUGCUGGAGGUCACAGGCCGAUGACGCCAACAGGACCACAUCACCUGCAAAAGCAGGGAUGAUAUCUGAUAUUUGAAUGUCUGAUAAAAGCAUCUUAAUAUUUAAAAUAGAAAUUGACAUUUCUCAACAUUGCAUCCAGUGAAUCAAAAUUGUACAUAUUCUUAAGAAAUGUUGGUUUCUUAGAAUGCAAAAGAUGGAGAACCACACCCUGCUUUUUCUAAAUCAGGCUCAAAACUUCUCAGUCACCCCUCGUACAUUUUUCCUAUUAUUACAAGCCAGUUUUUGUCCAUGUAAAGGUUAGUACAUUUGUGUGGUUAUAAUGAUAAACAAUUAUUUUGAGUGACUAAAAGAAUUACACAGGAGAGAAAAUGUAAAUAUUUUCUGGUUUAUUUUACUCGAUACUUUAUUCCUGUCUGGAAGUAAAUUGAAUAUUUUGUAGGCUCUGGACAAAACAAGGCAUUUGAAAGCAUCCUUUUAGGCUAUGGAUAACACCAAUUAAUAUUUUUUUCUUUUGCAUUUUAUUAACCUAACAACUAAUAAGAAAAUAAUUGCUGUUUAUGAAAACAAUAGUUAGUUCCAGCCUUAUUCACAGUACGUGACUGAGCUCAGAUCUUACCUCAGAUGUAGCUCAUGAACUGAAAACAUGAUUUUUUUCUUCAAAUUGUGAGCUAACGCAAAUCAUUAAUUUUACGCCUUCAUUAGGGCCCAUCGGUUAUUGGGGAGUCGACAUAUUGCAGUGUUAUAGAAGAUAUGUUUUGAUUAUAUUGCUUUGUAUCUGAAAGAUGAUCAUGCCCCAUUUUGGCUCUACCCAGGUUCACCUUUCGUGUUGCAGCUUCUCCAUCUCCACCCUGUUUCUGUUGUUACUCAAAACCAACAACUAAGGCCCCUCUUAUGAUGUUAUGAUCUCUUUUUCUCAUGCAGGUAGUGCUUCAGGGGGACUAGCAAAUGGCAGUUUUGCAAAUUUUGACAACUUCCCAAAAUCGUGUAGUGCUGACUUUGGAUCCUUCAGUUCCUCCUCACAGAGUAACUCCACAGGAGCUGGCAGAGAUGCUGUACAGAUUACUAGUGUUUCUGCUGAUAGAUAUGCAGCCCUGGCUGACCUGGAUAACAGGUUUAGCUCUGCCAAAACAGAGCAAGGUAAACCUCUCCUGUGUAGCCUGUUUCUUAAGGCUGGCGCACACGGGGGGAAGAUUCUUUUCCAAAUGGCACGCGUGGUCAAAUGCUUAAGCAGGAUACCCUCGUCUGCGGUGGAUUUUGUGAGAGUCAUCCGCCUUUCUGACCCAAAAGCAAACUAUCUAGCGUGUUUAAUAAUUUCUGCCUCGUGUGACAAAUGACUCGCUGUGUGCGGGGGAGCAUAAGCAUUCGGCUUUCAGUCUGACUGAACUGCGCCUGCGCCACGACCUGUGUACCCCACCGCCGUCUCACGUGUCAUAGAUAACAUGGCGGAACACAUGGAAUCCCCGUUGUCGUCACAGUUUGUUUCUGAAAUAAUUUUGGAAGACAGACUUGUAGACCUAUGGCCCGAUUAUCCAUGUUUGUAUGUCAUUGAUUCAGCAGAUUUCAAAAACCAGGAUAAACGCUUCCUUGCUGCGUCAGAAAUCGCAGAGAAACUCAACAAAACAGCUCAGUGGGUUUUUUCAAAGAUAAAAGCUCUUCGCAACAGCUACACAAAAAUAAAGAAACUGGGACCCAGUGGAAGUUCAAGGAAAAGUUUAAGUAAAAGAGCAACCUGGAUGAAAGAGAGACUACAGUUUUUGGAUCCACACAUACAGACAAGAACAUCAAUGUCAAAUUUAAACAAGAAUUCAACUGUCUCAUCUGAAGUAACAAAUGAUGACAACAAUGAUGAUGAAGAUGACACAGAAAGUCUCCAAGAUAACCCAUCAACUCCAUCAACACUUGAUGGAACUGAUCAAGACGUAACCCCUGGAAGAAAAUCAACAAAGGAGCCCUUGAAGGCAAAAACAAAGUCAUCUGCUAAAAGACAGGCUGAGGACGAGUAUCAUUUGAUUAAAGAGUUAACUCAAACAUUAUCAGAUCGAAAGAAGAAAAGGGAAGAAAAUGCCCACCAGAAAAUUGACCCAUUUGCUUGUUAUGUGUCAGAGGCCCUAUCACAACUAGAUCCAAAAAUGAAGCAUUUAGCUGUACAUCACAUUAACACUGUCAUCUUUCAGGCUCAGAUGGGAACUCUUGGCCAGUUACAAUCACAGCCACAAAGUCAAGUGCAUUCUCUGCAGUAUAAUCAGCAGUCUAAUUGGUUUCCACCAGACCGUUUAUUUUCGGCACCACCCGAAUACAAUAGAUGGUAUCAACCAAACCAGCAACAACAUCAUAAUCCUGCCUCUACAAUCCCAAAUCAAACAUGGUGUCCACCACCGCAACAAUUUUUGAAUCCUGGCACUGACACCAAUGUCAGAGUAUUUGGCAACAGGAAAAUAAACUGCAAAACAGUGCAAAUUCCCAGUGUUCUGUGGGCCAAAAUCAAUGGUCACAACUUGAUAACCGACAGAACAAAACAACCAUGACAGUGAACCAAAGUAAAAGAUUCAAAACUUCUUCCAUUUAAAAUGUUAAAACAAUCAGUAUUACAACUUACAGCUUAAAGUCACAUACAUUGUAAUAGUAGAGGAUUUGUUAAAGGUUCUAUUGUAU
This is a messenger RNA of Thalassophryne amazonica, 2766 nucleotides long. RefSeq lists its product as uncharacterized. Gene Ontology annotation, cellular component: nucleus; transcription regulator complex. The transcript has 3 exons. The record is from RefSeq and is a predicted model, not a curated record. Lineage: Eukaryota; Metazoa; Chordata; Actinopteri; Batrachoidiformes; Batrachoididae. Bases 1554 to 2639 code for a protein of 361 amino acids. Gene Ontology annotation, biological process: regulation of transcription by RNA polymerase II.